UGUUAUAUCACAUGUGCUGUUGACAUUUCUUGACUGUCAAAUUUCACAAUAACGGAGCAAAUGUUGUGUUGUGUGUUGUGAUUCGAUAAAUCGUAUGAAAUUUUCAUGUUUUAAUACCAUAAUUGAAAUGAUGAUCUGAAGUCGAGUGUUAGAUAUUGCUAUAAGUUGAGAAUUCGUCAUUAUUUGUUGUAUUUCAAUUGAUUUAUAAUUCACCGUUCAUAGUUGAAUUUGCAAUUUCAAUACACAUCAAAAUGAUAUACACGUUCAAGGAUAGUCGUGGCCACGAGUAUGCCGUCGAUAUGGACGAUAAGAGAUUCCGGAUAAAACCUUAUCAACAAAUGUUGUCAUCAUGCACCGGUGCACUAUUAACCUCCAUUUUAAUGACACCGUUGGAUGUGGUAAAGACAAGGCUUCAAACGCAACAAAAGCGAAUGGCAUCGAAUAGAUGCUAUAUGUACUGCAACGGUUUAAUGGAUCAUCUAUGCCCUUGUCCGAACGGUGGACUAAAAUCACUGAAAACACAAUCAACACACUAUACCGGCAUGAUUGAUGCAUUCUACAAAAUAAGCAGGCAUGAAGGAGCAAGGUCUUUGUGGUCUGGCCUCUCGCCAACAUUGGUUCUAGCACUGCCGGCAACUAUUUGCUAUUUUGUAUCCUACGAAGCAACGAGAUUGUACAUGAAAGAUUUUUACCUUAAGCUGAAUCCUGAGCAAACCGAACAACCAUUUUCCGUACCGCUAUUGGCUGGGAUGGCAGCACGUGUGUUCUCCGUAUCUGUAGUAAGCCCAUUAGAACUAAUAAGAACUAAAAUGCAAUCGCAGAGGCUUAAUUAUUACGAUGUAGGAAAAGCGUUGAAGGCAAUGAUUGAAGUGGAGGGUGUUUUUGGUUUAUGGCGUGGCUUGGGACCAACGGUUUUACGAGAUGUUCCAUUUUCUGGUGUUUACUGGGCCAUCUAUGAGUCGCUUAAAGCUCAAAAUGACGUUACGGUGCCCACAUGUUGGUUCAGUCUGUUCGGCGGCGCAACAUCAGGCAGCAUCGCAGCAUUUUUAACGGCCCCAUUUGAUGUUGUAAAAACACACAAACAAAUUGAAUUUGGAGAAAAGGUCUUAUAUGCUGAUCAACCGGUAAAAUCCCUGCCAAAAGUCGGAACAAUCGCAAUUUUACGUAAAAUUCUCCACGAGAAUGGAGUAAGAGGAAUUUUUGCCGGUGUCAUACCUCGUGUUGUAAAAGUAGCGCCCGCCUGUGCCAUCAUGAUUACUUCAUUCGAAUAUGGAAAGGCGUUCUUCUUUCGUCACAAUGUAGAUGAAUACAUCGAAAAGAAUGGAAAUUUAUGAUUUCUAAACCAAAUUAAAUAGUUAUUAAAUGAGUUGACCUAGAUUGAAUGGUGUGUGAAUGACGAGUUGAGAAUUUGUUGUAGACAUAAUUGUACAGGUUGAAAUAAGAAAAUACAAUGAAAUCACAUUAAAAAGUAAAA
Messenger RNA from Contarinia nasturtii (swede midge), 1474 nucleotides. RefSeq names its product solute carrier family 25 member 40-like. The transcript has 7 exons. NCBI's taxonomy places the organism in Eukaryota, Metazoa, Arthropoda, Insecta, Diptera, Cecidomyiidae. Gene Ontology annotation, biological process: mitochondrial transmembrane transport. The record is from RefSeq and is a predicted model, not a curated record. The coding region runs from base 252 to 1334 and encodes 360 amino acids.